Messenger RNA from Schistosoma rodhaini, 1701 nucleotides. The record is from the annotation of a GenBank genome assembly. NCBI's taxonomy places the organism in Eukaryota, Metazoa, Platyhelminthes, Trematoda, Strigeidida, Schistosomatidae.
AUGUAUAUUUCAAAGAAAUUGGGAUUUCUCCAACUAAUAAUCAUAUCGUUGAGUGUCCUUAAAUUUUCUACUGGUUUUAUGAAAAAUCGUAUAAAUGAUACAGUUGAACAGGUAGAUAAUAACACACUUUAUCAAAUAUUGUCAGUUCAGAGACAUGUUGUUGUUUAUUUCUAUGAUCAUGGUCAUCAACAGGAAUCAAUUUAUAAAUUAGUUAAUGAAACAUCAUAUAAAGCAGAUGAAACUAUGUUACCGAUUUCAGUAGUUACCGUAUGUGCAACCUUUUAUGAUGAGAUGGAAAAGAAGUUGAACAUUUAUAUACCAUCAGUUACAUAUUUUCGUGAUGGUGGAAAGUAUAAAUCUGAAUAUAAAGAAUUAAUGAAAAUCAAUGGAAACCAUGGUAAUCCAUUAUAUGAAUGGAUAAAACUAAAAAUUGGUUCACCAAUCAAAUUAUUAAGAAGUAUGAAUGAAACCAAUGAAUUUAUUAUCAAUAAUAAUUUAAUUGCUAUCAUAUUUAUAAAGCAAUGCCCAUGCAUGAUCCAACUGGGAUGGAAUCCAGGACCUUCAAAUUUCCGAGAUUUCGAUGAAAAAGUAAUGAAGAAUAUUAGCACAGUUGCUGAACAAGCUGAUCAUAUAGCAUACGGCUUAGUUUAUAAUGAAACAAUUUUCGAUCAUUUCAAUAUAACAAAACAAAAAUUAUUGUUAAUUAGAAAAGAGUCUGAGAAUACUGAGCCAUUUCACUUAAUUUAUUCAGGUGAUUGGAAUAUUGAAUCAUUAGGCUCAUAUUUAUUUAUUGAAUCUUUACCAAUUGUUAAUGAGUUCAAAAUUGGUGAAUUAACUUACUUUGAUAGUGCUACAAUCAAACAUGAUGUAUAUUUAUUUCUAAUACAAUCUGAUUUUGAAUUCCCAUUAGCAUUAAAUAAUUAUCGUAAUGCUUGUAAACUAUUUAGAAAGGAGAUACGUUGCUACUUUGUUGAUAUAGCAAACGAAAUCAACUUGAAAUUUAGUCAGCAACACGGUGUUCAUGUUGGUUAUGGUUAUCCACGAUUUCAAUUAGUGGCUACUUCCAAAAAGGGUUCACGAAUUCGUUAUCGUCUGAAGGGACCUAAAUUCGAAUUUGGACGGAAAGGAUUUAAUAAUCGUGAUCUGAUGAAUAUGAUCGAAACACAGGACAUUAUCAACUUUUUUGACCAACUUCUACAACGUAAAUUAUCACCUUUCUAUAUAAGUGAAAUUGUACCAGAGUAUGAUGAAAAUGUCAGUGACGAUAUUGAAAAUAUAGGACAUAUUCCCUUGUCUAGUAUGAUUAAAACACCACCGCUGAAAUUAAAAUUUAUACAUAAAGUUGUUGGGGCAACAUUCAAAACAUUAGUAAAAAAUCCUGAAUGGACAUCUGUUGUUUAUUUUACCGCUAAAUGGUGUAUGGGAUGUAAUCGAACAAUUCAUGAAGAAUUUACGAAAUUAUCACAAUAUUAUCAAGAACAUCGUCGAAACGAUUUAUUAUUUGGUUAUUCCUAUUUUGAUUUAAAUGAUUAUGAAGAAUUAACAGCUACUAAAAUGCCUCGAAUCAAAAUAUUUCCUAAACAAUCAAACGAACAAAUAGAUUAUGAAGCGUACAGUCAAAUAAUGCAGUCAAUUCUUCGUAAUCUUGUUAUGCAUGCUGAAAGAAACAGUUGUACAACCGAAAACUAUCUUCCGUCAUAG